This is a messenger RNA of Onychostoma macrolepis, 1299 nucleotides long. RefSeq names its product F-box protein 2 (gene fbxo2). NCBI's taxonomy places the organism in Eukaryota, Metazoa, Chordata, Actinopteri, Cypriniformes, Cyprinidae. Gene Ontology annotation, molecular function: ubiquitin protein ligase activity. Gene Ontology annotation, biological process: SCF-dependent proteasomal ubiquitin-dependent protein catabolic process; glycoprotein catabolic process. The coding region runs from base 414 to 947 and encodes 177 amino acids. The record is from RefSeq and is a predicted model, not a curated record. The transcript is spliced from 8 exons. Gene Ontology annotation, cellular component: SCF ubiquitin ligase complex; cytoplasm.
ACAUGCAGGCAUUUCAAAACUUUUUGUCAUCUAAACCUUAUUCACCAAAUAUAUUUGCUUUAAGUCCCCUUAGAUAUUAAAAUAAAUAUUUCAAUAAUUAAGUAUCCCAUUUGCAUGUCCACGGUUUCUUUGAUGUUGAGUAAUGAUCACAUGGCAUGCAGAACCGUCAGCAGUGAAUACAGCUGCUGAUGCAGGAAGACUCAUGUGUGCCUCUUUCUGCCAACCAAAGAAAGUCUGCAGAGAUCAGAUUACAGGAAGCUCCCUCCCACCACCAAACACACUCUUGACUGACUCAGAGACAGACUCAGAGCUACUCCUCUCACUGAGUAAACACUCGAGUUCUGCUGCAGGAUCCAGGAAAAGGAAUCGAUCUCAGACUGCUGGAAAAGAAGACAUCUCUCAGAUUCAACAAAAUGCCUGGAAACCUCAUAAAAAAUCCUAAUGGAGAUGAGGAUCUGGAACAUUGGGAGCUGAUAGAGAAUGGAGGUGAUCAAUGGCGGACAGAUGACAUUCCGGGGGACUGUGGGCACACUUUCAAUGAAGAAUCAAUUACUAAAUUCUUCUGCACCUCUUUUGAGCAGUGUAUAAAAAGACAAGUGAUUGACCUGCUGGCAGAGGGUUACGACCCUGAAAAUCUAGAUAUUGCACAGCCAACAGUCAAUGUGGAGGACUGGUACUGUGGCCGAACAGACUGUGGAUGUGUUUAUAAUCUCACUGUGUCUCUGCUUGAUGAAAACCAAGAGGUCAUGGAAGAAUUUAAGCCAGAUGACGUGACCCUUGACCCCGACUGUGACGACUGCUCUUGGAAAAAGGUGAGCCACACAUUCACAGAUUAUGGUCCGGGCCUUCGCUUCAUCUCUUUUGAACACGGCGGUCAAGACACCAAGUACUGGCAGGGCUGGUUUGGAGUGAGAGUGACUGGAAGCUCCGUUACAAUAGAUCUUUAAACACCAAUUAGACCAGAUGUAUUUUUUCGCUGCAUGAUUUUAGUUUUGCACAUACUGCACUCGGUGUAAUAGUAACUAAAUAUACAGCUGAAGGUGUACAUGUAAUUCUAGGCCUUAAAAAAAGCAUCUGAUCAGAUCAGAAUUUUGUUUUUUUCUAUUUCUGUUCAACCACUAACUACCUCUAUAUGCCCCUGCAAGCUAUGCAUUGAAUUAGCUUACAUUAACAAUGCACUUCUAAUAAAGUUUCUAUAUGCAAUAGAUCUUCAAGUAGCAUAAUCUCCUAAUGUGUUACGCAAUCCAAAUAGGUCUGUAUCAUGCAUACUUAAAAAUAAAAAGGAGUGACAAAACAUGA